Molecule: messenger RNA, 1457 nt
Organism: Ctenopharyngodon idella (grass carp)
Lineage: Eukaryota; Metazoa; Chordata; Actinopteri; Cypriniformes; Xenocyprididae
Gene: tdgf1
Product: teratocarcinoma-derived growth factor 1
Exons: 6
Coding region: 189-767 (192 amino acids)
Source: RefSeq, a predicted model, not a curated record
UCUCAUGUAUGACUAUGGGAGGGGUUUACAGGUGUUAAUGGCUCGUCAUGAGGGAGUCUGAAGCACUAAAGAUAAAUAACAGACCCCGGAGAGGGACAGAUAGAGGGUGGUCUGGUUAUUUGGUGUGUGUGAUGGUGACUCUGGGGAUGUUUUGAUGGUGUUGAGAAGAUCAGUCACGCGCGCUCUGGAUGUUUUGGAGUUUACAAGCGAGCGGAAUGACGAAUCAACUGUUCAGGUUUCUGCUGUCUGCUGUGGUGGUGUGUCAGGCUGUUUCGACUGAAUCAGGUUGUGAGGGGUCAGAAUGUGGCAAAGCUGGAGUUUCUGGAAAGCCAAAACAACAGGCGGAAUUCUUGAAUAAGUUCAAUGAAAUGAACACGCAAACGCCGCAACGUCAACACCGCAACGCAGAGGCCGUGUUACCGUUCAUAGGACUGACUGGAGUUGCUAAACAAAGUCGUACCUGCUGCAAGAAUGGUGGAACGUGCAUUUUGGGAAGCUUCUGCGCCUGUCCGAAGUACUUCACCGGUCGGAGCUGCGAAUACGACGAACGCCUCAGGGAUUGUGGUGUUAUUCCACAUGGAGAAUGGGUUCAGAAAGGAUGUUCAUACUGCAGAUGUGGAUAUGGACUUCUGCACUGCUUCCCACAUGUUUUCAGCAAAGACUGUGACGAUUCUCAGGAAGUUCAGUGGUACCGUUCAAGCGCCCUCAGAACGCUGUCGUCUUCACUUGUCAUGUUUGUUGUCUUUAUUUUACCCUUUCUACUGUAAAUUAGUUUUCUUAACUGGGUUUCGUACAUGGCAUUGGAAUAUAACACAGCAGAGAUGAACUACAAACAAAAAGAUGUUUAUUUUAAGUUUUCUUUCUGGGCAGCAUUUAUUGGUGGCACUGAAAUGCAUUUUGCUUCCAGUGGAAGUGUAACUAGCUGUGUUAAAAGCAACUGUUUAGUGAAGGAACAUGUGUAUAUAGGAUUUAUAUUGAAAAUAUAUUGUGUGUGUGUCAGUGCGCAGCCGAACCAAAUGGAUUCUGUCUUUUUCUAUGUCUCUGUGUGAAUUUAUUGUACCAGAGAGUGCACUGGCUGAAAGAAAAGCUUUUUUAUAUUCCGUAUCUGCAAAUACACCCGUGUUUUACUUUUAGAAUAUACGUGUCAUCUUAACAAUGAGCCACGCUUCUUGAUUUAAAGUCAAGUUCUCGCUGUUCAAAUGGUCUCGUCCUUAUUUGUGCUCAACUUUCGUUUGCUGUGCUUGAGAGAGAGUCAGAUAAUGCUCAGAUAGCCUGUGAUUGUUGACCUUUCGGCUAUUUUCUCUUAUCUUAUAUAAACAAGUCGUCCAGCCAAUCAAUCUCAGUGGCUGGAAUGACUAUCUUGACCUUCUUGAGUUGGCCGGCGAUGUACUGUAACACUCUGUAUGAUUGAGCGAAUGAAUUUGUCUCAUCCAAUUAAAACUUGCAUCAAUAACUGA